UAAUCAUUGAGCGCGAUGUACGUUUUCGCUUGUGUCCAGAAGAGGGCGGCAAUGCGCCCACGUCACGUGACUGGGUCGAGAGAACCGCAUUGGCUGUGAGCCUGUUUAUCGGCGGACGCCAUGUUGGCUCAAGACGCAGCUAAACAUUACUGGAGGAAAAGGGAAGUUGCUCGAGCCAAAAUGGAGACGGCUUCUUCACGUGACAGCCCGGUGCUCUGCAGGUGAUUAGCCCGGGGGGAAGCUCCUCCUCCUCCUCCUCCUUAGCCUGCUACAGCAGAGACAAACCUGGGCACGGCUACGUGUCAGUUAAACUUUAAGGACAUAAACUAAACUAUGGACACGUCAACGCUUCCUAAGAUCCAGGAUGAGGAGCGAGAAAGCCAGUUUGGAUUUGUUCACGGCGUUUCAGGGCCAGUGGUGACAGCUACUGCGAUGGCUGGAGCUGCCAUGUAUGAGCUGGUCCGUGUCGGUCACAGUGAGCUGGUGGGCGAGAUCAUCCGUUUAGAGGGGGACAUGGCAACUAUCCAGGUGUAUGAGGAGACGUCCGGCGUGUCUGUCGGCGACCCCGUCCUCCGAACGGGGAAACCCCUCUCCGUAGAGCUGGGCCCGGGCAUCAUGGGCUCCAUCUUCGACGGUAUCCAGCGGCCACUGAAAGACAUCAACGACCUCACUCAAAGUAUCUACAUCCCACGAGGAGUAAAUAUCGGCGCCCUUAACAGAGACACCAAAUGGGAGUUUUCUCCUGGCCAGAGCCUUCGGGUUGGCAGUCACAUCACAGGCGGAGAUAUUUAUGGGAUUGUGUUUGAAAAUUCCUUAAUCAAGCACAAGCUCAUGCUUCCACCUCGAAACAGAGGGACUGUGACCUACCUGGCUCCAGCUGGAAACUACGACCUUUCUGACAUUGUUCUGGAGCUCGAAUUUGAAGGAGUAAAAGAGAAGUUCACCAUGAUGCAGGUGUGGCCGGUACGGCAAAUCCGCCCGGUAACAGAGAAACUACCAGCCAAUCACCCACUGCUGACUGGUCAGAGAGUUCUUGACGCACUUUUCCCAUGUGUACAAGGAGGCACCACCGCUAUACCUGGAGCCUUCGGAUGCGGCAAGACCGUGAUCUCGCAGUCGCUGUCAAAGUACUCCAACAGCGACGUCAUCAUCUACGUGGGCUGCGGAGAACGUGGCAACGAAAUGUCUGAAGUGCUGCGGGAUUUUCCAGAGCUCACAAUGGAAGUUGAUGGCAAAGUUGAGAGCAUCAUGAAGAGAACAGCGCUGGUUGCGAACACGUCCAAUAUGCCUGUGGCUGCUCGAGAGGCCUCCAUCUAUACAGGGAUCACUCUGUCUGAGUACUUCAGAGAUAUGGGCUACAACGUGAGCAUGAUGGCCGACUCGACGUCUCGCUGGGCUGAGGCUCUGAGAGAAAUCUCUGGAAGACUGGCUGAAAUGCCUGCUGACAGCGGCUAUCCUGCUUAUCUGGGCGCCAGACUGGCGUCCUUCUACGAGCGCGCUGGACGUGUGAAGUGCCUGGGAAAUCCGGAGAGGGGGGGCAGCGUCAGCAUCGUUGGAGCUGUGUCGCCCCCUGGUGGAGACUUCUCAGAUCCAGUUACUUCAGCCACCUUGGGAAUAGUUCAGGUCUUCUGGGGCUUGGACAAGAAGCUGGCUCAGAGAAAGCACUUCCCUUCAGUAAACUGGUUAAUCAGCUACAGCAAGUACACGCGAGCUCUGGAUGAAUACUAUGACAAACACUUUCCAGAGUUCGUCCCUCUUCGCACAAAAGCUAAGGAGAUUUUGCAGGAGGAGGAGGACUUAGCUGAAAUUGUGCAGCUUGUGGGCAAGGCUUCUCUUGCGGAGACUGAUAAAAUCACUCUGGAGAUUGCUAAACUCAUUAAGGACGACUUCCUGCAGCAGAAUGGUUACACCCCCUAUGACAGGUUCUGCCCCUUUUACAAAACGGUUGGCAUCCUCUCAAACAUGAUUGCCUUCUAUGACAUGGCCCGACACGCAGUGGAGUCCACGGCUCAGAGCGACAACAAGAUCACCUGGGCCAUGAUCCGGGAGCACAUGGGAGAGGUCCUGUACAGGAUAAGCUCCAUGAAGUUCAAGGACCCUGUUAAAGAUGGAGAAGCUAAGAUUAAGGCAGAAUACGCCCAGCUGCUGGAGGACAUGCAGAACGCCUUCCGGACCUUAGAGGAAUAAGCUGCCAGCUUCUCGUCUCGUCACCGAAGUAGCCGAGCCAAAUAGUCCAAAAUCGCUGGCCCAUGUUGCUAUUGCCCUGCUGGUUCAUGUGAUUUUUUUUUUUUUUUUUUUUUUUUUUUUUUGUCUGUGUUUACAUCCCACUAACAUUCCAGGGCCAUCUUAGGUUUUCAUCUCACUCUGCUCGUUUUUGAUAUUUUUCUUUUAAUUAAAAACCAGCCGCUGGAAUCCAGUAUCAUCAUCAUCAACACAUUUAUUGUGUUCUGUAGAGACGUUCACACUUCGUUUCAGCCCAUUUCACAGCUUUUCUUCAUGAUGAUGUGUUUAAAACCUCCGGACUUCGGUCGUUGCGCUUGCACCAAACACUUAGCAGAGAGUGCAAAUGACUUUUUUCUUUGUGUUAGCGAGGAGUGCAGAUUUUAAAAAACUAUAUUUAAACCAUGCAGACGGAUAAAGGGACAGAGUAUUCAGCGUGUAGUCAGUGCACUUUUUUACCUCCUACGUCUUGAGGGCGAUUGUGGUGUGGACUGUACUUGAAAUAAUGUAUAAAAAUGUAAAAUAAAUGUCCUAGUUUGUC
Molecule: messenger RNA, 2761 nt
Organism: Fundulus heteroclitus (mummichog)
Lineage: Eukaryota; Metazoa; Chordata; Actinopteri; Cyprinodontiformes; Fundulidae
Product: V-type proton ATPase catalytic subunit A
Exons: 15
Coding region: 334-2187 (617 amino acids)
Biological process (GO): ATP metabolic process; proton transmembrane transport
Cellular component (GO): proton-transporting V-type ATPase, V1 domain; lysosomal membrane
Molecular function (GO): ATP hydrolysis activity; proton-transporting ATPase activity, rotational mechanism; ATP binding
Source: RefSeq, a predicted model, not a curated record